Sardina pilchardus (European sardine) is the source of this 5375-nucleotide messenger RNA. RefSeq names its product diacylglycerol kinase, zeta b (gene dgkzb). The transcript has 34 exons. Gene Ontology annotation, cellular component: nucleus. Lineage: Eukaryota; Metazoa; Chordata; Actinopteri; Clupeiformes; Clupeidae. Gene Ontology annotation, biological process: diacylglycerol metabolic process; regulation of synaptic transmission, glutamatergic; intracellular signal transduction. Bases 181 to 4128 code for a protein of 1315 amino acids. Gene Ontology annotation, molecular function: ATP-dependent diacylglycerol kinase activity; protein binding. The record is from RefSeq and is a predicted model, not a curated record.
UGGUCAGGAGUGUUUGUGUGGGGGGGGGCAUGUCCAGUAUGGAGGCUGGAGAGGACGUAGGAGGGGGGGCCACCCCUGAUGCCCUGCCGGACGGAGUGGAGUCCGGCACCUCUGACUCCGCCUCCUCCUCCUGCUCGGACCUCUCUGUGGCCGUCACCACGGUAACCAGCGGAACCACUGAUGCCAACGAUGCCAACGAUGCCAGCGCUGCCCACACCAGCCGCGGAUUCACCGGCCUGCGCCUGUUCGGACGGAGUGAGGUCGGUCGUGUCCAGCAGCAUGGACACCUUUUUCAGACGCCAUUUUAAGAGGAAGCCGGGGGGCGGAGCUCCCGAGCACGCGGCGGAGUUUAACGUUGCCGUAGCGACCAGCCGACUCAGACGGCCCAGCGUUGCCGUAGCGACCAGCCGUGCCCGCCGGCGCUCCAGCGUGGGCCUGCCCUCGUCCGCCCUGCAACAGAGACGCCGCUCCAGUGUACAGCCCCCGCCCGCCACACACACACACACACACACACACACACACACACACACACGCCGCCGCCGCUCCAGCACCACCACCCCCGGUGCCAACCCUCGCUUCGCUGUGCGCCGCAGACUGGCAGGCCGCACACACACACACACACACACACACAAGGGCAGCAUCCACACACACACACACACACACAUGGGCAGCAUCCACACACACCUGCUGGGGCCGUCGCUGCUGCUGGCCAGUCUGAUCCAGAUGAGCGAGGAGGAGGAGGGGGGGGGGCCGUCGCCCGCGGCAACGCAGCAGCAGGUGGAGCUGAAGGCGGGACGCAGCAGCGACAGCGACAUCACGGGUUCCAGCAGCCAAUCAGACGAGAGCGCGGCGGGCUCAGACGUGGAGGUGUCGGACCGGGAGUUUGAGGACACGUCGUUGCCGUGGAGACGCAGGAGGGACAGCCGGCCGCUGGCCACGCUGACGGAGUGUGUGUGUGUGUCCACUCGGCCGCUGAUCCGCGCCCCGCGCUGCCUGCGCCGCAACUCCUCGCUCGUCGCCAACGCACACGGUUACCGCGGCAACCAGCGCAGGCAGCGCCGCGUCUCCACCGUCUCCAAGGCGGGAAGUCCGUGGCCUGGGCGGGGCCUCCCGUUGCCAAGUCGCCGCAACUCAGCGUGCCGGCGGAUCUCUGGGUGCCAUGGCAACGUUAGCCCCCUGCUGGGCGCUUACUACGACCCACGUCUGGAGUCCUGGAGGGGCUUUCUCUCGAAAGCCAUCGGCAAGACUGCCCAACCGCCAGCCCAGUCCAGCGCCACUCUGCCUGCCAAGGGCAACAGCCCUCACGAGAUCUGCAGCACCGUCCACUGGACUUGUCUCAUGUUAGUUGUCAUGACGAGCACACUGCUGUGUUGGCAGGAGAGCGCCAGCUAUGGGCAGCACGUGUGGCUUGAGAGCAGCGGCACGGGGGACUUCUGCUACGUGGGAGAGCAGUACUGCUUUGCCAAGUCCCUGCAGAAAUCCAUGACUCGCUACAAGUGUGCUGCCUGCAAGAUAGCAGUUCAUAGCGACUGCAUGGAGCAGCUGGAGAGGAUCAACUUCAGGUGUAAACCAUCUUUCAGGGAUCCAGCGACUAGAAAUAUCCGAGAGCCAAGUGUGGUGCGUCAUCACUGGGUGCACCGGAGGCGUCAAGAUGGAAAAUGUAGGCAGUGUGGCAGGGGUUUUCAACAGAAGUUUGCGUUUCACAGUAAAGACAUUGUUGCCAUCAGUUGCUCUUGGUGUAAACAGGCAUACCAUAAUAAAGUCAGCUGUUUCAUGCUGCAGCAGAUUGAAGAGCCAUGCUCCUUGGGGGCUCACGCCUCUGUGAUAGUGCCCCCGACCUGGAUCAUCCGAGUCCGCAAGGCUUCCGUAAAGUCCAGCAAGAAGAAGAAGAGGUCCGUGAAACCCAAGGCUGUUAAGAAGGGAGUCGAGGACGGGAAAUGGAAACACUUCCUCAUCAAGCCCAUCCCGUCCCAGCACAUGAAGCCUUUGCUGGUGUUCAUCAACCCCAAAAGUGGAGGCAAUCAGGGAACCAAAAUCAUUCGAUCUUUCAUGUGGUACUUGAACCCUCGUCAAGUGUUUGACCUCAGUCUGGGGGGACCAAAGGAUGGGUUGGAGAUGUACCGCAAAGUGCCCAACCUGCGAAUUCUGGCUUGUGGAGGAGAUGGAACUGUUGGGUGGAUCUUGUCGGUUCUGGAUCAGCUCCAGAUCAGCCCUCCGGUAGCUGUGCUGCCUCUCGGAACCGGGAACGACCUGGCAAGAACGCUCAACUGGGGAGGGGGCUACACGGAUGAGCCCGUGUCCAAGAUCCUGUCUCAUGUGGAGGACGGCAACAUCGUGCAGCUGGACCGCUGGUCCCUGGAGGUGGAGCCGAACCCGGAGAUCAGUCAGGAGGAGAAGGACCAGCACCAGGCCGACAAGCUCCCUAUCGACGUGUUCAACAACUACUUCAGUCUGGGCUUCGACGCGCACGUCACCCUGGAGUUCCAUGAGUCCCGAGAGGCCAACCCGGAGAAAUUUAACAGCCGUUUUCGGAACAAGAUGUUCUAUGCAGGAACUGCCUUCUCAGACUUCCUGAUGCGCACCUCUAAAGAUCUCGCAAAGUACAUCAGCGUGGUGUGUGAUGGUACAGAUCUCACCAGUAAAGUUCAGGACCUCAAACUUCAGUGUCUCUUGUUCCUCAACAUUCCCAGGUACUGUGCGGGCACCAUGCCUUGGGGACACCCUGGUGAGCACCACGACUUUGAGCCGCAGCGCCAUGACGACGGCUUCAUUGAAGUCAUCGGCUUCACCAUGACCUCUCUGGCGACGCUGCAGGUGGGGGGGCACGGGGAGCGGCUGUGCCAGUGUCGUGACGCGGUGCUCACCACGUCCAAGCCGAUCCCCAUGCAGGUGGACGGGGAGCCCUGCAAGCUGGCGCCCUCCGUCAUCCACAUCAGCCUGCGCAACCAGGCCAACAUGGUGCAGAAGACCAAGAGGAGGAUCUCGCUCCCGCAGCUCAACGACCAACAGCCGGUCCCUGAGACUCUUCAGAUCCAAGUGAGCCGCAUCAGUAUGCACGACUACGAGGCCCUGCACUACGACAAAGACAAGCUCAAGGAAGCCUCCAUUCCUCUGGGGAUCAUUACUGUCCCGGGAGACAGCGAUCUGGAGGUGUGUCGCUCUCACAUCGAGAGUCUCCAGGAGGGGGUCGACAGCAUGAGGUCAGAUGCCGUGGUUUCCCAGAAGCUGUCUCCAAAAUGGUGCUUCCUGGACUCUACAACGGCAGACAGAUUCUACCGGAUAGAUCGCGCCCAGGAGCAUCUGAACUACAUCACAGAGAUAUCACAGGAUGAGCUCUUCAUCCUUGACCCAGAGCUGGUCACCAAGGAGACCGUAGGCACCUCCCCCGGCAUGCCUAAUUUGGUCGACUCCUGCGGGGAGAGUUCCAGCCGGGCAGAUCAGUUCUCUUUCCCCCCCUCCUCCGCCUCGUCCUGCUCCGGCUCCUCACUGGGCCAAAGAUCUUCGGCCCCUGCGGUGCUCAGCCAGAGGAAGCGUACAUCCAGCGAGAGUUCCGCGUCUGCGUCGGAGAUUCUGACCCACAGCAACUCCUCCGGCUCCAAGGUGGGCCUGUGCAGGAGGGGAGCUAAGAUAGUCAAUGUCCAUCGAGCUAACACCACAGAGGCUAAUUUCAGGCCUAUGGACAGUGUUGACUCCGGCAACACUGAAAAAGAGGCGCUGAAGUUGCUCAUUGAAUGUAUCAGAGAGAAUGACAUUGAAAAGCUCAAGGAGCUUCACACACACGGCGCUGACCUGGGGCAGCAGGACGCCUGCGGCCGCACCCUCCUGCAUCACGCCGUAACCACCGGCAACAAGGACAUCGUCAAGUUCAUCACAGACAAUGCCCCCACAAGCAUCCUGGACGUCACAGAGAAGGACACGGGCCAGACAGCUCUCCACCGUGCAGCAGCUCUCGCCCACCGGAGCAUCUGCCACCACCUGCUGGACGCAGGAGCCUCACUCACCAAGACCGACCUACAGGGUGAGACCCCCAGGGAGAAGACAGGGGACCAGGAGCUGGCGCAGUACCUGGAGCAGCAGGAGCAGCAGCAGAAGGAGGACCAGAAGGAGGACCAGGAGACGGCCGUGUGAACCUCCUCCUGCUGCACGUCUCCCCACAGGAGCCCCCCACGCCACACCACGCGGCCCAGGCCUGGAGGCCUCCUCUGGGGGCGCUGCUCUUGGAGAGUCCCCUGCUCCUGCUGGGCCCCAGAGGCCCACUCGCUCCUGGCGUGGAGACCACGGAGGUCACCCCAGAGGUCACCCCAGAGGUCACCCCAGAGCUCCAUCUGUAGUUACAGUCUUGCGUUGCCGUCGGAGACAUCUCAAUUUUUUUUUCUGUCAUAGUUUUGUCACCUUGAUGCUUGUGAUUGAUGUGUGGUUACCGUGGUUCUAGAGGGUUCUAGAAGUAUCCCACUGGAACCUUUGCUGCUUCCACGGCAACAGCAGUGUGCUCUGACUGCAGAGUUUCUGCCGUAUGCUGCUCCCUCCCUCAUGGGCUCUGUGUUAGCUUAUUAUUCUCUGGCUAUUUUAUAGAGAUUCUCUACUUCCAAAAGCUUUUCAAAUAGUCACAUUUAUGCCAGAUGUUUCCGAAAAUGUCAUUUUAGAAAUAAAACAUUUGUUUUGAAAAUAUCAGUAUGGGUUAUAAUUGUGUAUAGCUCUGGUAAAUACAACUUUAGUUACAUAUAAGACAAAAUCAGGUCUUCCCUCAGUGAGAUAUCUCUCAGAGGAGUGACCAUAUCAUUCUCAAAUCUUUAUUUGCUGUUAGUAACUAAGGCCAUCGGCGUUAUGCUAGUGAGAGAGAGAGAGAGAGAGCGAGAGAAAGAGAGAGAGAGAGAAAGAGAGAGAGAGAGAGAGAGAGAGAGUUGGAGUUGAGGUGCACCUUACAGUCUGCCAUACUCCUGACUGGGGCAGUUUCUCCCUCCCCCUCCCCUCUCUCCCUCUCUCCCUCUCUCCCUCUCCCUCCCCCCCUCUCUCCCUCUCUCCCCCUCUCUCCCCCUCUCUCUCUCCCUCUCUCUCCCUCUCUCUCCCCUCUCCCCCUCCCUCUCUCUCCCUCUGCUCUGUUGGUGUGCUUGUGUGUGCCACAUUUGUGCCAAACUGGACUGUGUGCUUCUAAGUGGAGUCCACCUGCAUGGGGCUGUGAGUGGGACGGCUUCCUGUCCAACUGCAUCAGGAGAGGGCAGUUGAGUGGGCAGGAGAGGGCAAUAGAGUGGGCAGUAGAGUGGGCAGUAGAGGGCAGUUGAGUGGGCAGGAGAGGGCAAUAGAGUGGGCAGUUGAGUGGGCAGGAGAGGGCAAUAGAGUGGGCAGUAGAGUGGGCAGGAGAGGGCAAUAGAGUGGGC